CACAAUCGCCGCACACACACACACAUAGGUCUACUCUGACAACGGUUAUGUGAAGCUACUAAAUAAAGGGAAAAUGAAGUGGACAGCAGCACUGGCCGAUGCCAUCGCAGUUCUUCGUUUGACCCUCUUAUUCUUCGGAAUGAUCUUCCUGCUGAUAUGUCUUUCAAAGAAAAACUCUUCAUUAACAUUCCGGAAACGGUUCCUCAUAUUUGCUGGAUUGGUCUACCUUCUGGGAUUGCUGCCUCAGUCAUUACUUCUACUACUAGUGAAUUCAGAUUUAGUCAGUCUGAUGUUAGAUAAUGGAUACCUUUGCUCAAUUCAAAAAGGUGCCUGUAUAAUCGCCGUUGCACUUCAUAGCCUCAUAUUCUUAAGUUGGAUGUUAAAGCAUGUGCAGGAGAAGGAAUACGAUGCGGAAGGAAAAUUCAGAAUUUUAGUAAUCAUCCUCAAGCAUAAACUCUUUCCAUACGUGGCAGCUGCCUAUAUACUUGUGAUAAUCAUUUUCCGGGGAUUAUUUUUGUACAACGAUGAAGCUACACGCUCAUAUAAAGAUGUAGCUGCGAUAUCUGGGAGCAGUUCCUAUAUUUCUUUGCCUGUCGGUCAGCCGACGCAAAUAAUUCGCCUACAGCUAAUGCUAUGCGAGAGCACAUUUUCAGAAAAUGUCAUGAAAAAUUAUUUGAUAUCUUGUUACGUGUUGCUUAUCCUGCCAUUUAUUCUAUUGUGCCUUGUAAAAACUUUGCCAAGAAGUGAGAUGCUAACUAAAGAAGUUGCGACUGUGUGUGAAGCCUCACCACCGGGAUGGCAACAGGCGAUCUGGUGGGAUAAUGGAGGAAACGUGAUGUACCUCCUCUCGGCGUCCUUAGUAGUUUGGUAUUACAUUUUCCAGCCAUUGGUAUUUUUUUACCAUCGGGAGCAUUUCGUGGAUUUUGUUACUCAUUUCAUCCUCACUAUUUGUGUGUUCGUACCAUGGACUUACUUCGCAAAGGAACGUAAAGAUUCCAUCUCUUGGAUCUGAAGUAGAAGGCGCUAUUUAAGUGCAUUUUACAUAUUUUUAGAAAUACUUGUCUUCAUUUUUUUUUAUUUGUUUAGUUUUAAAAGUUCUUAUUUAUUUCUCCGAUUUAGACGACAUUGUAAUC
Uloborus diversus is the source of this 1133-nucleotide messenger RNA. RefSeq lists its product as uncharacterized. Bases 74 to 1012 code for a protein of 312 amino acids. NCBI's taxonomy places the organism in Eukaryota, Metazoa, Arthropoda, Arachnida, Araneae, Uloboridae. The transcript is spliced from 3 exons. The record is from RefSeq and is a predicted model, not a curated record.